AUGGGCAGGCCUCCUUGCUGUGAUAAAGAAGGGGUCAAGAAAGGACCUUGGACUCCUGAAGAAGAUAUCAUUUUGGUCUCUUACAUUCAAGAACAUGGUCCUGGGAAUUGGAGGGCUGUUCCUACCAAUACAGGGUUGCAUAGAUGCAGUAAAAGUUGCAGGCUGAGAUGGACUAAUUACCUUAGGCCUGGGAUCAAACGUGGUAACUUUACUGACCAUGAGGAAAAGAUGAUCAUCCACCUUCAAGCUCUUUUGGGCAAUAGAUGGGCUGCAAUAGCUUCAUACCUCCCACAGAGAACUGACAAUGACAUUAAAAACUACUGGAACACCCACUUGAAGAAGAAGCUAAACAAGCUUCAAGCAGGCACUGAAGGCCACUCUAAAGAUCAAGGAUCAAGCACCAGCUCACAGGCAAUAUCCAGAGGUCAAUGGGAGAGAAGGCUUCAAACUGACAUUCACAUGGCCAGACAAGCUCUUCGUGAUGCCCUGUCCCCUGAAAAGCCAAGCACUUUGAGCUCUGACUUGAAACCAGCUGAUGGGUUCCUUAUCUCCACCACAAAACCAGCCCAAGAUCAAUCAACAACCACUUAUGCUUCAAGCACUGAGAACAUUUCAAGAUUGCUCAAAGGUUGGAUGAAAAACCCACCAAAAUCAUCAUCAGCCAGAACCAACUUGGCUAUGACUCAGCAUUCAUUUACCAACAUGGUUUCAGGGUUUGACUGUACAUCCAGUGAGGGGGCCACAUCUGCAGCAAACACAACCAAUGGGGUUGAAUUAUCUGAUGCAUUUGAAUCUCUAUUUGGUUUUGAGUCCCUUGACUCUUCAAAUUCAGAUUUAUCUCCAUCUAUGUCACCAGAGGCUAGCCUGUUCCAAGAUGAAAGCAAGCCGACCCUUAUUAGUGACCAGUUUCUGUCAUUGAUUGAUAAGUGGAUAUUUGAUGAAGAUGCUGCUGCUAUUCAAGGGAAAGAUAUGAUGACACUAGACCAUGAAAAUUCUAACUUUUUCUGA
Prunus armeniaca (apricot) is the source of this 1008-nucleotide messenger RNA. The record is from the annotation of a GenBank genome assembly. Lineage: Eukaryota; Viridiplantae; Streptophyta; Magnoliopsida; Rosales; Rosaceae.